Molecule: messenger RNA, 545 nt
Organism: Notodromas monacha
Lineage: Eukaryota; Metazoa; Arthropoda; Ostracoda; Podocopida; Cyprididae
Source: the annotation of a GenBank genome assembly
GUUGGUGAGGUCUAGUGACACCAAGCCGUCCAAUGGACCCACUCUUCUUACGUACGGCUGGAAGUGGCAGAAUGGGUAGUGGAGGUCCACCAUGUCCAAUCCGUUUGGUGGAAGCUGCGCAUGAUGAGGAGGAUUUGAAGCGAAUUUUUGAAGUUUCUUUCAUCCACGAGGUAGAGCUCAAAUUGAGGAUAGAAAGGGUCAACGUCAUUCCUCAGAAUCACUUUGAGUCUGCUGUACUGGCCUUGUACCCUAACCCUGAGUUGUAUCCCAGUGAAGGUGGACAAAUCUUGUGGGGUCAGUUUCAUUUGAACCCCAGCAAAAGAGGUCCCAGCAUUAUCCUUUUCAUUCAGCAGUGUGAACAAAACACCUCUCUGGGAUUUCCUGGUUCUGAUCAGGUAAUUCCAAGGGUUGCCCCCAGGUCUUCCAAGGCAAUUCCGCCAUUUUCAUCGACAGCCGCCACUUUCGAGCUGAAAAAAAGUUCCGAUGUUAUAUCUAACAUUCACACCGUCUUUGCAGAUCAUCAUCACUAUACACAGGCACUUUAG